AUGAAGAUAACCAAAACGAGUUUAUUUCUGAUUUUGCUUAUAUUGAGUUUCGUCUUCACUUGUAUUUUGAUUCUGAUUCAGAAAAAUGAUGUUUUUCCUAUUAUAUAUAAUUCAUAUGGAUGUUCAAUACCAAUGUUGGAUCCCUUCGAUAGAUCACUUCGUGCUUUUUUACCCAAAGCAAAACCGCUAGUAUGUAAAUCGAUCGUGUUUCUUAUAUAUCAGUUGGAUAAUAAUACUUUAGCAUUUAAUCAAAGUGCAUUUCGUAUCGCAAAUGUCACACAAUCUAGUUUGCGGUGCUACUAUCAAACAAUAAUACGCUAUGACGGUGAUAGGGGUGUCAGAAUGAACAACACAAUUCCGUUGGAGUUACCAGCAACGCUGCCGUAUGAUUUCUACCAGGUUACCUGCCGCAACAGCUCGGAGGCAAUUAUUUACAAGAAUUUAUUCUCCAAUAUUUCACCAACGUCCGUUCAUCGCGACAACCCAGUCGAAGAGGAAUCACCACAACACUUGAGCGUCAUCUUGUUCGGUAUUGAUUCAGCAUCGAGGUCAUCUGCCAUUCGCAGACUCCCUAAAACAAUGAAUAUUCUGAGAAAUUUGCAAGCCUACGACUUCAAAGGACAUACAAAAGUUGGAGAAAACACCUUUCCAAACAUGAUACCACUUCUCACGGGGUUGAAUGUGUCUGAAUUACAUUUACCAAGAAGGCCGUACAUGGACAAAAUACCCUUUCUGUGGAAUAAUUAUUCUAAAAAUGGCUAUACAACGUUUUAUGCUGAAGAUACGCCUACCUGGGAUACAUUUAAUUUCAAUAAAAGAGGAUUCCAGAUUCCUCCCACUGACCAUUACAUGAGACCAUAUCAACUUGCCCUGUGGAACGUCCAGAAAAUGGACUACCCAUAUAUUAGCGAUUAUUGUUAUAAUGGUAUGUCAAGGCAUUCACUACAAAUCAAUUAUCUCAAGCAGUUUUUGGAUCUAUAUAAAAGGAAGCGUCGUUUUGCCUUGUCCUUGAUCAACGUUUUAUGCCACAAUACCGAGAAAAAUCUUCAAUUUGGCGAUGAAGAUCUGCGCGACUUUGUACAGUGGAUGGAUAAUGAAGGACAUCUAAAAAAUACUGUUUUCAUCAUCUUUGGAGACCACGGAAAUAGAAUCAGUGGUAUAAGACGCACACCCAUCGGCUAUUUAGAAGAUCGCAUGCCAUUGCUGCAAAUGAUUAUACCAGAACAACUCAAAGCAAGACAUGCGACGGUACAUGAGUCAUUGCUUGUGAAUACAAACAGAUUAACAACCCAUUUUGACCUUCAUCAAACAAUAGUUGACGUUUUGAAGCAGAGUUUUUCAGAACCAUCUAUUGCUUAUCGCGAAGGCAAAGUUCGCGGGAUAAGUCUCUUCAAGACGAUUCCCUUAGCAAGAACUUGUAGAGAUGCAUGCAUCCCAGAUACCUAUUGCGUCUGUGACCAAACAAUUGAGGAGCCAACAUCUCACGCUUUAGCAAAAACAAUGUCAGAAACAGGCGUACAAAUGUUAAAUCACAUCAUGUUCUCAGAAGAUCGAUGCGCUAAACUAACAUUCCAUAAAACUACUUCUGUUCGAAGGUAUUUAAGGACAUUCCAAGAAACAGGUAUCAUACAAACAGCUGUGUCUCUCUUUCGGAAUGCCGACGUUUUGGACAGAUACAUAGUGCAAUUUCAAACAAUACCAGGGUUUGGUAUUUUCGAAGCAACUAUUGGCGUUUAUUUAGAUGGAGGUAUACGUGUUGAGGGUGACAUAGACCGAGUGAAUAAAUACUGGAACCAGUCAGCAUGUAUACAAGAUGGUGCAUUGUUAAGAGCGUACUGUUAUUGCGUGAAGAAACAUCGUGUCAAUUGA
Molecule: messenger RNA, 1869 nt
Organism: Mya arenaria
Lineage: Eukaryota; Metazoa; Mollusca; Bivalvia; Myida; Myidae
Exons: 2
Coding region: 1-1869 (622 amino acids)
Source: RefSeq, a predicted model, not a curated record